This is a messenger RNA of Benincasa hispida (wax gourd), 1352 nucleotides long. RefSeq names its product isoflavone reductase homolog. Lineage: Eukaryota; Viridiplantae; Streptophyta; Magnoliopsida; Cucurbitales; Cucurbitaceae. The record is from RefSeq and is a predicted model, not a curated record. Gene Ontology annotation, molecular function: oxidoreductase activity.
AAAAAGAAAGCUUGACCUAAAAAGUAGAAUCCAUUUUGAAUUGCAAGCAAAGAAAGAGAGAGAGAGAGAGGGAGAAUGAAAGGCAAUAAAAGGAGAAAAAUGGAGUUUGAUUAGAAGAUGAAAAAGAUAGAAACAGAGGAAGAAAAGAAAGAAUUGAAAAGAAUAAUGAGAGUCCUUGUGGUUGGAGGAACUGGCUACUUGGGGAAGAGGAUUGUAAAGGCAAGUCUUUUGGAAGGGCAUCAAACUUUUGUAAUUCAAAGGCCUGAGAUUGGUCUUGACAUUGAGAAGCUUCAAUUGUUGCUUUCCUUUAAGAAACAGGGGGCCGUCCUCGUCCCGGCGUCUUUCUCCGACUUCCAGAGCCUGGUCGAUGCGGUGAAGCGUGUCGAUGUCGUGAUUUCAGCCAUGUCUGGUGUCCAUUUUAGAAGCCAUAACCUUCUCCUUCAACUCAAGCUUGUUGAAGCCAUUCAAGUUGCAGGGAAUAUCAAGAGAUUGGUGCCAUCAGAGUAUGGAAUAGACCCAGCAAGAAUGGGAAAUGCACUUGAACCAGGAAGAGAAACAUUUGAUCAAAAAAUGGUAAUAAGAAAAGCAAUUGAAGAAGCCAAUAUUCCUUUUACUUAUAUCUCAGCCAAUUGCUUUGCCGGUUACUUUGCCGGUAACCUGUCUCAAAUGCUCACUCUGGUUCCUCCCACUCAUCAAGUUACACUUUAUGGUGAUGGCAAUGUUAAAGUAAUAUACGUGGACGAAGAUGACAUAGCAACGUACAUUGUGAAGGCAGCAACUGAUCCUAGAACAGAGAAUAAAACAGUGUACAUUAGGCCUCCACAAAACAUCCUCUCCCAAAGAGAACUCAUUGAGAAAUGGGAGAAGCUUUCUGGAAAAGUAUUGGAAAAGAAAAGUGUUUCUGCUCAAGACUUUCUUGCCAGGAUGAAAGAUAUGGACAUAGCACAGCAGGCUGGAGUGGGACAUUUUUAUCACAUAUUCUUUGAAGGUUGUUUGACAAAUUUUGAAAUAGGAGAAGGAGAAGAAGAAGCUUCAAAGCUUUUUCCAGAAGUGAAUUACACUCGAAUGGAUGAUUAUCUCAAGAUUUUUAUAUAACAAAUUAUCAAACAAAGAGACUUUAAUAUUUUGCAAAUUAUGCAAGCCAAAACAUGAAAAUCAAUGUUAAUUUGUACUUUUUUUAAAAAGAACUUCUAUUAUUUUACACCAUGUUUCUUUCUUUCAUUUACAUUUUCUAUAAAUAUGUUAAUGUGCUUUUCAAAUUAGAUAUCUUUGUGUUUUGGCAAGGCGUGAUUCGAAUUGUAUUUGAAUCUUUAUUUCGAGUUCGUUAGUGCAUACAAACAAGUUUGUUAUCA